Messenger RNA from Schizosaccharomyces cryophilus OY26, 2055 nucleotides. RefSeq names its product inheritance GTPase. Gene Ontology annotation, biological process: mitochondrion distribution. The record is from RefSeq and is a predicted model, not a curated record. Bases 165 to 1577 code for a protein of 470 amino acids. NCBI's taxonomy places the organism in Eukaryota, Fungi, Ascomycota, Schizosaccharomycetes, Schizosaccharomycetales, Schizosaccharomycetaceae. The transcript has a single exon. Gene Ontology annotation, cellular component: cytoplasm.
CCCAUAUUCAGUUCACAGUAGAAGAAAUUUGUAUGUGACUUUUAAGAGAACCAAGCUUUGGUAUGGUUUAUAAAACACAAUAAUUAAUGCUUUGAGCGAUUGAUAGUCAAUUUAGUUGUUUUCUGAAUUGUAUAACAGAAGCUGACGAACUUUUGACAUAAGACAUGCACGAGAUAUUGAGCUUAGGUUUUGGAAGCAAGAGCAAUUUCUUACUUACACAUUUUUGGAACACACAAGAAGCAUAUUUUGUUUACGAUGAACGAGAUGUCUCAAAAGUAUCGGUGAAUACAAAUUUUCGCCAGUUAACGAAACAUAAUUAUGAGCAUUUGGCAACUGUCCCAAGGGAAUGCGUUUACGACUCUCCUAAUGAGUUUGGCUUCGUGAAAAGGCCUUGGUUUGCUGAACUGAGUGACUCAGAAGUAGUAGGUUCUUCAAUCGCUGGUUCACUUGAGAAAAUCCACAAAGCACCUCUUGACAUUCAUCCUUAUCAGAGUGCCUUGUGGGAACAGGAUGAAUGGUUACAUUCUCAAAGUCCUGAUGUAUUGAAGGAUCUUGAACAGUUUCCUUCUUUACCACAUAUUGAAACUGGAACUGUAAAGCAUUGGUCAGAUUUUAAUAGAUUGCUAUUCGAUCCUAAAUACUUAUUUCCUAUAAAUUUCCCUGAUUUGAAUUCUGAAGGCUCAUCAUUUGAACUUGGAGCGGAAGCUUUUCGUUUGCAUAACAACGAGCAUAAUGUUUGGGAUGAAACAUUACGCCCUCUUAUUGAGGAGUGUGACGGAAUGCAAGGAUUUCAAUUUGCAGUUGAUGUAAAUACUGGUUGGUCUGGGUUUAUGACCAAUUAUUUACAAUAUAUUGAAGAUGAACUACAGGAUGCCGGUUUACCAGUGUGGGUUUUUGGUGUAAAAAAUACAGAUGGCUCAUCAGUAAGUUCAUUACCAAAUCAAAAACAAAAACAGAUGUAUGCGAAUGAAUCGUUAGUACUAGGGAGCCUUAAAGAUGUAGUUUCUCUUUAUACACCUUUACCUUUUAAGCCAGAACAUGAUUACUGGUUUGCCAGUUCUAUCACAAAUAUGGCGUUUGAAUCUUUGACGCUACCAACGCGUUUGCAUGGUACUUCAUAUUUGCACAUGAGUGAUUUAGAAUACUAUUUAAAAUCAAGCAGCGGUCGUUCUAUUUUUGCACUCGACCUAAAGGCAAAAUUUCACGAGAAGAGCGAUUGGAAUAUAAAUCGAAGUGUUUCAUUCCCUACUGAAUCACCUCUUUCUCUUUCAGAUCUUUCCAGAGCACCCACAGUAAUACGAGGCCCAAAUAACCAAGAUGCUAUUUUGAGCAAUCUUCCUCCCUCACAGCUAAACCAAGAUAUAAUCAAUAUAAAAGAUAUGGGAUUCCCAAUGCUAGACACUACACCUGACGAUUUAUCAAAUAUUGAUACAGUUAUGGUAACUGCUUCUUCAACAGAGAAGGCAACCUCACAUGUACAAUCGAUUGGAAAGUAUAUGAAUACUCGACAAUUUCGAGAAUUAGACCAGGAUGAUGUAUUAGAGUUACAGGAAAACUUACAAUCUUACUAUUCAUAAAUGGUUCAAACAAGUCUCGUCGAAAAAAUCAGUAUAAAAGGUAUUAUUUGUCUACUAAGAAGCGGUUUUUUCAAGUGCUCGAUAUGCAAGAAUUGUCGAGUAAUCCCAAUAGUAUUAAAUAAGCAUCAAACCUGUUCAUUCCGUACCUACUUUUAUUCUUGUAAAGCUUUUAUUGUUCUUGCACAAGAGACAUAACCAUGCUAUAAUAUUGUCAGCGCAUAAUCUAGGAAUUUAAGAUGAAUCAGUCAAUGGUAGUUUUCCCAAAAACACUGUAUCCAGACUUACCAAUAAAGCAAGGUAAAAAACAUGACCAAGGCAAAGAGAGCCUUCAUAAAAGUGACCCGUUUAUGGCGACCUAACUGACGGAAUAUUUCCGUGGCAUCCAAAACAUGAGUUUUCUGAAUAAUUUGAUUCACAUGAAAAACGACAAGUGGUAAAUUUAUGAGCACCAAGAUCCAUUUCCCUGCAAGCAACAAAA